AAGUGUUUGGUAUGAAAAAGAUUCAUUUUAUCAUGCUGAAUAAUGUUUUCAGAUUUCCCAUCCACCGUGCACAAAACUCUGUGCAGACUGUAGGGUAUUACGUUGCAUCAUUUUUGGUACUGAGAUUCAAUCUAUAUAAUCCAAAGACCAUUAAUAGCUCUUCUGCAAAAGCAAAACUUAUUUUGUUAAGGGAAAAGCUCGGAGAAAACUAAAAUAUUCGUACUUUUAGUGGUUUUAAAAUAAACUUCAUAGAAAUGCUGCCUGAAUUUUGGGUGAGCCUGCACGCCCGCAAUUUAAAGUUGACUUUACCUUCGUGAUCAAAGUGUAAACAAACGUGAAUCCAUGGAGUUGAAACGAAGCUAAAAACAAAUAAUUUCAGAGUCAUUUAUCAAACAACGGCGGGCUAAGCGCAUUCGUUUAUCCGCGGAUAGAAACGUACGUCUGAGAAAGUUUUUUCUCGCAAAAACGCGAAAUAUACAGGUGGCCGAAAAUGGGAGUACAACAUUUAGAGAUGCGAAGAAUGAUCGAUUCUGCCUUGGGACAUCCCGAGAAAGGAAUUGUCAAUUUAAACAUUCUCCACUCACUUCUUCACGAAAUACUUAAUCAUCUGGACAAAAAGACAUCGAAUAACGACGCUGCAGGUUCUGGAAAAGACGAAAUCGAUUUUUUAUCGGAAAGGAAACCGUAUCAAUCGGACGCAAAUAUAGACCCCGCGAAGAACGGUGAAGAGACCUCAAACGGGAGUAUUGGGAUGACAGGAAGCAAAGAAAAUCUUUCGAGCAGUGAAUCAUUGAAUGAGUUUGAAGCAAGACUGGCCUCCAUUGAAGCAAAGCUUAGUACCUUAGAAAAUCUGUCAGUAGACAAAUCCUUUCUUGCGCAAAGUGCAAACUCAGAUGAUAGCCAUACUACAGCUCAGGAUAAAAAAGAAAAUGCAUUAGCUAUGAUGUGGAAAUACAUGAAAAUACAGAAAAGAGUUCAAGCGACUGAAGAAGCAGUUGAGAAAGUCAUGAACAUUCUGAAUGAUGUGAUUGAGGAUGUUGGGCAACUAAAGAAUGUUAAGUCCAAUCUUGAGGAGUUACGCAAGGAACAAAUGAAAAUGUCAGGAGCGUUCGACACUUUAAAAAGUGGUGGAGAGUUGACAUCAAAUUCAAAAAGGAAGUUGGAUCAUUCGGACGAGGUUGCAUUCAAGAGUGAUCUUGCACCGUUUGUCACAUGGACAGCUCUGGAACAAGCUUUGAACAAAAGAGAAGUUGAAGCAAAAGGGGUUGUAACAGCAGAUGAUGGUGGAGAAGAACAUGUGAUGCUGGAGAGACCAGACACUGAACCCGUAACACCGAGUUCACGCGAUGUUCCUGUGGAUCAUGAACCCCCGACGACUGCAAUGAGUCCAAAGGAGGAUACCAAGCAUACAGGUGAAAACCCCGAUGAAUCAAAGCCGUUCGUUGCAAAAGAGGCACCGUUGUCGUCGAAAGAAAACAGUCUUAGUGAAAUAUCCUUAAAUCUUGAUGAGAAUAUGAUCUCGCAGGAAGAAACCAAGGACGCUAUCACAACUGAUAAACCUUCACCGGAAUUGCUGAACCAGUUAAACAGGAUUGGUGAACUGCCGAAACAGUACGAUGAUGUAGCCGUCCAGGUAUCCAUGAUGUCUGAAUUACAAACAAAGCUUGCUAGUGAUGUGCAUAAAGUUGAAGUAGAUAUUCUGCCAAGAAAAGUCGACAAGGAAGACCUACAGUUACCCGAAAAUCUGGUCGAGCAAAUUAGCAUGCUAAAACAAGGUCUUGAUAUGUUAAACACAAACCAAGAUCUGAAGAUGUUGGCAACUAUCAAAGAAACUUCAAUAAAAAAUAAAGAAAACAUCGACAACAUAAGAGGUGAACUGUCAAUGCUCUCGCAGCAUCUCAAAAGACUUGACCAGCUCCGUGAAGUUAAGCCACAGGAAGAUAACGUUCCCAGCUAUGAUCGGGAGGUAUUGAAUUCUGUCCGGGAGAAGUUGAACAGCGUUGAACAAGACCAAGAGAAAAUGGUUUUGAAGAGUAAAGAAGAUAUUGAUAAGAUUCUCGAGAAUUUAGAUGAAAAACAACGAACAAUUGAUGGUUUAUUCCAAUAUGUUGAGCGACUACAAGAGAGGAAAGCAGAUCGUGAAAACGUGGCCAACGAGAUGGACAUCAAAGCUGACAAGCACGCUUUGGAAGGCAAAGUCAACCAAAGCACUUUUGAUGAAACUUUCCAAAUGUUCGAUAGAGGUUUACAGGAAGCGUUGCAAAAGAUGGAAGAUUAUAUGAACGAAGAAAUGGCGCUCAAAGACACUCUUUCGAGGAUUUCGCGGGAGAUGGAAGGAAAGAUCGACAAUGAUUCUCUACAAAUGAUGAAAAAUUACUUUGAGAAACAAAUCAAAGAUGUUCAGGAUUCACGUGAUAAGAUUGUGCGCGAAACACGCGUGGACGCAACCGCAAAUGCUGCCGGAGUCCGCCGUAAACUUCCGAUUCAUUAUCAUUGCAUCUCAUGCAACAGGCCGGUGGAGUUGGCGGUUCGUGAUUCGGAACCAACUUUACCUGAGAGCGAGAGUUUGCCUCUUAGAAGAAUGAAAAUUCCUUUUACCUCGUACGACGUAGAACAGUUACGUCAAAAGUCAAUGAAGAAUGGUCAAAAUGCAGAGGAAAGCACCGCAGCUAUACGAGAUCUUGUAUCAGGAAGACCUUGUGGUGGUAGUCAUACUCUCAUCAACUCCCACCUCAGAAAGUCCACGAAAGUUCAUCAGUAUAAUCAAGCUAUGUCAGUUCGAGAAGAUUCACGCUAUGUUCCAAAACUUGUGCGUGAAGUCUCCGUACUUGACUUUUUGCGUGGUUCUGAUGGUCAUUAUUACAAAGGACGUUCAAAACAGCUGCUGCCUGCAAUCCCGAGACGUGCUAAGUAUCCUAGUAACGCUGACGUGAGCCCGGACACGGGCUCAUAUGUAGCCAGCGGCCCGUUACAAGACGAGCCAUCUCAAACAACUGACAGAGAGAAGACAGGAACACAUUAUUUUGAACGUACGCCGUCACCCCCCGUUCAGGACAAUCUGUCGUCAUCCUAUCCUGAAAUAUCGGAUCCAAAGUCCACUCAUAUCCAGGGUCAACGUUACAGCUCGGACGACAUCAACUUGCCCUCAAAUACUGCGCUUAACAGAGAGUCGUUGAAGAUAUUUCGUCGAAAACGUGGACAAGAAAAGGAUUCGAGACGAGAGCGUUGCUGGGAUGGUCAGUUGACAAAAGAAGAAGGCACUGAAUCAAACGAGUCAACGAGUCCAAAGAGUAUGAAAAGAACAACACCGCUUGGAGAAGAACAGCCUCGAAUAUCUUCGCCUGCAGGAUCACCUCAAAAACCGCAAGGCAUACACAACGAUACAACAGGGGAUAUAUCUAGGGUAAAAGACAGUGACAAGGAGCAUUAAGCGACGUCUGUUUUAAGCUGACUGCGUCACGCUGCUGUGCCUGACGACAGUAGAAAAUAAACGCAAAAAAAGUGGUUUAUUUAAGUUAUUUAAGGUUGUAACAUGGCUACCCUGUAUUUCAGGCAGUUUCUGUGUUGUCAACGACAGUGUAAAUAUAAAAGUAUUAAACAUCUUCAUAGUUCAAGCGAUAACAUUUGCCAAAAGUUGUGAGACUGUAGCAUUGAACUAAAAUAGAUAUAUAGUUCAAUGGACUGUUA
This is a messenger RNA of Dendronephthya gigantea, 3687 nucleotides long. Its product is annotated as probable DNA double-strand break repair Rad50 ATPase. NCBI's taxonomy places the organism in Eukaryota, Metazoa, Cnidaria, Anthozoa, Malacalcyonacea, Nephtheidae. The record is from RefSeq and is a predicted model, not a curated record. The transcript has 14 exons. Bases 491 to 3430 code for a protein of 979 amino acids.